AAUCAACAGAAAAAUGAAGACAGCGAAAACCAGCUGAUAAGAGAAAUAUAUAUGUAUACAAAACACUACAUUUAACUGCGUAACACUUGUUAAGUUUCGAUCAACCUUUUGUUUGUUCGUCUCGAUGUCAAACAUAGUCAAAAUUUUCAGUCGAAGUGUCGUCCAGAUAAUCAGAACCAGCAGCAGCGUCAGAAACAAACAGCAGUUGCGCAUUAUGUCAGCUCUACCGAGUGGCGGCUUAGCCAUCGGUGGCCCGAGCAUUGUGGCCGUUGGCCAGAUGCAGUCCACGAACGAUAAAGCCGGCAAUUUGCAGCAGGUGGAAGAGCUAGUUCUGCUUGCAGCUCAGAAAAAGGCGAAAAUGCUCUUCCUGCCGGAAUGCUGUGAUUUUGUUGGUGAGAAUCGCAACGAGACGUUUCAGCUGGUCGAGUCGCUGGACGGACCGCUGAUGGCCAAAUACAAGGAGCUGGCCAGAUGCCAUCAGAUGUGGUUGUCUCUGGGCGGCGUACACGAGUUAAAGGCAUCCACAACAACAUCACCAUCAUCAGAUGACAAAACGGAGCAAAGGAUAUACAAUACACACGUAGUGAUCAACGAUCUGGGUGAGGUGGCGGCCAUCUAUCGCAAGCUGCAUCUGUUCGAUGCGACAACGAAAGAGAUACGCCUGCGCGAAUCGGAUACAGUGGCACCGGGCGAGCGCUUAGAGAAACCAGUGGCCACGCCGGCUGGGCAGGUGGGUCUGCAGAUUUGCUAUGACCUGCGCUUCGCAGAGCCCGCACUGCUGCUGCGCAAACUGGGCGCCCAGGUGCUCACCUACCCGGCAGCCUUUACCCAUGCGACGGGCAAAGCCCACUGGGAGAUUCUGCUUCGUGCUCGUGCCAUUGAGACGCAGUGCUUUGUAAUCGCUGCAGCACAGCAAGGAUGGCAUAAUAAGAAACGCCAGAGCUGGGGUCACGCCAUGAUCAUCAGUCCAUGGGGCGUCGUUCUUGCGGACUGUGGCGGCGAGGAAAAGCUAGCCGUGGGUAUAGCCGAGAUCGACUUGUCGCAACUGGCCAAGAUAUACCAGAGCAUGCCCUGCUUCGAGCAUAGACGCAACGACAUCUACAGCUUGACCGCCUUCAAUCUGAGUCCAUCCAGUGCGGAAUAUGGACAGGAUCGCGCCUUUGCAAACAACACCGUGGACAAGCGAACCAUAUUCUACGAAUCCGAGCACUGUUGGGCCUUCACCAACUUGCGCUGCGUCGUCAAGGGUCACGUGCUGGUCUCCACGAAGAGGAUUACUCCACGGCUCAAUGGACUCAACUGUGCAGAAGUGACGGAUUUAUUUGCCACUGUUUGUAUAGUGCAACGAAUGCUGGAGGCUAUCUAUGGCACCACCUCAGCGACGGUCACCGUGCAGGAUGGCGCCAAUGCCGGUCAGACAGUGCCACACGUACACUUCCAUGUUAUGCCCCGUCGCAAUGGGGACUUCGGGCACAACGAUCAAAUCUAUGUGAAGCUGGACGAGCGAGUUGAGAAUCUGCCACCACGCACGCUCCAGGAGCGCAUUGACGAGGCGGAAAUCUAUCGCACCUUCCUGCGUAAAUGUUGCAUAUAAGCAUCAGCAUAAUCCUUUCUCUAUACGUGUCCACGUGUUUGUCAAUAAAAGAUCGUUUUAAUAAGGUACACCUA
Molecule: messenger RNA, 1668 nt
Organism: Drosophila arizonae
Lineage: Eukaryota; Metazoa; Arthropoda; Insecta; Diptera; Drosophilidae
Gene: NitFhit
Product: ntrilase and fragile histidine triad fusion protein NitFhit
Biological process (GO): nucleobase-containing compound metabolic process
Molecular function (GO): bis(5'-adenosyl)-triphosphatase activity; hydrolase activity, acting on carbon-nitrogen (but not peptide) bonds, in linear amides
Source: RefSeq, a predicted model, not a curated record